This is a messenger RNA of Knipowitschia caucasica, 591 nucleotides long. The record is from the annotation of a GenBank genome assembly. NCBI's taxonomy places the organism in Eukaryota, Metazoa, Chordata, Actinopteri, Gobiiformes, Gobiidae.
AUGUGGUUUAUAUAUUUGCUGAGCUGGCUGUCGUUAGUCAUCCAGAUCUGCUUCGUCACGUUAGCCAUAGCUGCUGGUUUGUACUAUUUGGCAGAACUAAUAGAAGAAUAUACAGUGGCCACAAGCAGGAUAAUUAAGUACAUGAUAGUGUUCUCCACAGGAGUGCUGGCGGGGCUGUAUCUGUUUGAAAGCUUCCCCAUGUUGAUGGUUGGAGUGGGGCUCUUCACAAACCUGGUGUACUUUGGUUUGCUGCAGACUUUCCCCUACAUCCUGCUCAGCUCCCCCAACUUCAUCCUCUCGUGUGUUUUGGUUGUUGUGAACCAUUAUAUGGCCUUCCAGUACUUUGCACAAGAGUAUUAUCCAUUCUCAGAGGUACUGGCAUACUUCACUGUCUGCCUGUGGAUUACUCCGUUUGCCUUCUUUGUGUCGUUAUCAGCGGGAGAAAAUGUCCUUCCAUCCACAAUGCAGCAAGGAGAUGACGUGGUGUCAAAUUACUUCACAAAAGGGAAGAGGGGAAAGCGGUCUGGGAUCCUGCUGGUGUUUUCCUUCCUGAAGGAGGCGAUACUUCCAAGUCGUCAGAAAAUGUACUGA